Messenger RNA from Podarcis lilfordi (Lilford's wall lizard), 21544 nucleotides. The record is from the annotation of a GenBank genome assembly. Lineage: Eukaryota; Metazoa; Chordata; Lepidosauria; Squamata; Lacertidae.
AUGUCAUUAAAGGAGGGCACAGAUUUGCAUAUGUCAAUAGAUACAAAAUUCAAAAUAGCAGCAAUCUGGCCAUCUUGAGGAAGGCUUUGACCAGGGUGUGGCUGUUGAGUGUGCUGUCCUGAUGCUCACAGCUGAUGGUCAAUUUAAAGGUCCCUGUCUUUUUGUCUUACGGUUUACAUAUUUCAAAUGGACCAAAUAGAGGAUGGGAUUCCUACCCACCCUAGGAAGAGGUUAUCAAAUGAGAACCAGGGAAAGCCUGCCCCUUUCCCUGGCAAUGGGAAAAAGCUUUAAUUUUCAGUGCUUCCCAGCAUAGUGAAGAAGUUGAAAGGGUCUCUUUUGGUAGCUAACAAAAUGAGCAGGGUGGGGACUGAGAAUUAGGUAUGUGGGGCAAAAGAGGUAUGCACCUUUUGGUUGCAGAGAUCAUGGUUAGGAAGUAUUAGCUCUUCUGAGCUUUAAACACACACAAAUUGGCCAGUGUGCUCCAUUUACUGUUGCUUGUUGUCCAAAUUUUAGACUAACUAAACAUUAGGUUCAUAGACUCUUGUGGCUGAAUGACAGAUUUGCUUCAUGCUGCGAUGUUCAUUUGUCUCCCUCCUCUUCUGAUACUUGAUUACUUUUCUGAUCUGACAAGCUUCAGCAAGAGGCUUCUUUUGCUUGUGGAAUGGAAUAUCCCCCUUCCCUUCCCUUCUCCUUGACCACAACAGUUCUAAAGCCAACCAAGCUUCAAUAUUUGGGCCUGAUUUAAAAUCCGGUUACCUAAGUGCAUGCAAUACCAAGCUGAUUUUUAUGCACUCGUACAAUCUUUUGAAAAUGUCAAAAUGUUAUUCAACGUAUUAUGAGCUCCUGUGUGUGCAUUUGGGGUGAGAUAUUUUUGGUCAAAGGCCUGCCUCCUCUGGUCUACUUUCCUCAACGAAUCUUGAAUCCCUUCACAUUAACUCAACAAACUUUAUAGGUGCAGAUUCAUGAAUGGAAGCCACCAUUUUUAGCUUUGGUGUGUAGAAUCUCGAGAGAUAUCUAAUACCUUCUGUAAAAGCUAAGACUUAAAGUGUUUAAAUUGGCUUGUCUCGGCUUUUGGGUAUACAUUACAAUAGAGUUCAUUGCAAUAGCAGAGACUUAAGGCAAAACUUUGAUUCCUUGUCUUCAGAUCAACAGUAACAUGGCAGUAUCCGAAUAGGACCAGUAAGAACCGAAUUCAACUCCACAGUCAACGGUGUGAUAUUGGAUCAGUCACGAUCUUGUUGCGAUGAUAAAAUGGGGAGAACCAUGUAAGUCACCUUCAGCUUCUGAGAUGAAAUACGGGAUUAUUAUUUUUAAGCGUGCCUUCAGUGCAAUCCUAUGCACGCCUUUUCAGAAAUAAGGCGCACUGAGUUAUAAAAUGAAAAUUAAGCGAUGGAUGGCCUAAAAAAUAAUAAUGAACGGAGAGGAGGUGGCAACGAACGUGCAAUUUAGCCUCUAUGUCAGAGCAAAGAAAAACAACGCGUGCGCCUCUGAAGCUGCUUACCAUCUCACACACCCCCGCCCGAAAAAAAACCCCCCUCUUUCGGACCGAGCACGUGGCUCUGGCGCGCAGCCAAGCGUGUGUCUGCUCCCUGGCAACCGUGGGAAAGAGGAAGCGCCAUCCGCGCUUUCAACCACAGAGGCCGAACCCGCCGCAGAGGCGCGAGGAAGCCCCGCCCCCUUUCCCCCUCCCCGCCAACCCUCCACCGCAUCCCCAGCCUUCCAACCCUCCGCCCUCCUCCUCCAAUGUCAGCAGGAGGAGGGAGGGGGCGGGGCUAGCCGCUCGAACGGCUCCUCGCGCCGCCCCUCGAGCUGCGCGCGUGACGUCAGAGAGCGAGCGAGAGUUAUGUGCUUCUGUGGCUCGCGCCCGCCUCCUCCUCCUUCCCCGCUUGCGCAAUAACGCGGCGUCGUUGUCUUUGCCGUGAGGAGGCGGGAGGAGGGGGGGGAAGAAGAGUUGGCGGCGGCGGCGGCGCUGGGAGCCCGGCUGGGAUGGAGGACCAGCCGCCGCCACCACCAGCAGCAGCAGCAGGAGCAGCACAGGAGUCGUUGGGGCGUCGCCUCCCGCGACUCCCACAGCCGGUAAGCGACCCUCCAGCAGCAGCAGCAGCGUCUUCCUUUUCCCGACCCUCCGCUUUUCCUCUCUUGCCGCCUCCUCGGCCCGGGCCCAGCUGCGCUCCCCCUUCUCGGCGCCCACCCUCAGGGACGGGGUCGCGGGCGAGUAGGGUCUUAAUGCACCCCCCAACCCCCACGGAGGCCGCUUUCUCCUCAGUUGGGGCCGGUUCUCGUGCUCCCUCCUCCUCCUCCCUAACUGCUGCUGCCCCUUCUCGUUCCCUCAGAACUCUUUGCGGGGGGAGGGGGCUUGUUUGUUCCUCCUCCUCUUCUCUCUCCCCCCCUUCCAGAGCGCCCUUCUCUGAGUGAUCCCCUCUGCCCCGAAAUUAAUCGCAUCCAUGGGUGGAGGAAGAGACAGGCAGGGUUGGGGAAAGUCAUGGGGGGUGAUCAGUAGCCUCAAAGUUAGAUCUCGUUCUUGGUGAUGUUGGUUGCUGCUUUAAGGUUGUGGGUAUACUGUAUAUGUGUACACACGCUAAAGCGGUGCAUUGUGUUUUAAACGGGCCCUUUUGAUUUCCUCCCCUCUCCCACCACCACCUCUCCCGUGCCUUCAGAUUCUGCUUUGCAGCAUGCCACCAUCGCAAAAGUAAACAGAUUUAGGCGGCCGGGGUUGAGAUUGCAUCUGUGCAGGGGCCGGUUUAUUUUUCAGUUGCUGGUCUGGUUUUUCGUUGCUGUUGUUGCUUUAAGUAGAAUAGUGUGGGAAAGAGGGCCUCCAACACCAUUUGAAGGUGCUUUUUCUCUCUAGCGUUGCCAAGGAGUGGGGUAGUGGUUAACUCAAAAAACUAAGAUACUGGCACAGCUGUAUUCUGGUUUGUUGUGAAUUAUUAAAGAAUUAUUAGGAUUAUGGGACCAGGACCUGGUGUAAGUGUAGUCAGAGCUGUUGGGAGCAGUGACCAUAGUGCUAUUAAACUAAACAUACUUGUAAAUGGCUGGCUGCCAAGAAAAUUCAACAUGAUUACUGUUGGAAACACAAGAUGAGGGGGUUGGAAAAAAGGAAAUUGAAAAGUCAAGGGGGUCAUUUCAUUCCAAAAUGCUUGGAACGUGUUUAAAAAUGCAAUAUUAGAUGCUCAACUUGGGUCUGUACUGCAGAUCAGGAAAGGUACUGCAAGGACCAAGAAAUUGGAUAGAGAAAUGUUUUGUCCUUCUCUCAUAACACUAGAAUUCAUGGGCAUCCCAUGAAGUUGAAUGUUGGAAGAUUCAGGACAGAUAAAAUAAUGUACUUCAUGCGGUGUGUGUAGUUAAAUUAUAGAACUCGCUCCUGCAGGAGGCAGUGAUGGUCACCAACUAAUACGACUUUCAAAGGAGUUUAGACAAAUUCAUUAAGAACAAGGCUAUGCUCUGCCUCCGCUAUCAGAGGCAGUAUGCCUCUGAAUACCAGUUGCUGGAAAUCUGAGUCCUGCAUGUGGAUUUUCGCACUGAGAAAAGGAUGCCAGUCUAGCUGGGUCAUUGGCCUGAUCUUGCAGGUUUUUUUAUGUGUUCUUAGGAACAGAAUUUCACAUUGCAUCUGAGUGGAAGGAAAGACUGUUUGUAUCAUGGGAUGUAUUAUGGAACAGUUGCAGAUAUUGGAAAAACUUGAGUGGGAGGGAUUCUUCUACAGUUGUCAGUGUCUUUUGAUAGUUUGCUAACCAACAGCCUAUACUGUUCCUUGCGUUUGUAAUCCAUUAGGUGUACCAUUGAUGUGUAAAUACUUAAAACCCUUGUUUUGAUUCCAGUGAUCAUGCUAGGGGAGAGCAGAAGAUCCUCAUCAAGUGCUGCUCCAGAGUAAAGUGACUUCUGUUAAAUUGGUUACCCUAAUGCUUCCUGGUUUUUUGCUCCCUAAGCAAACCUUUCCCCUUUUAAAAUAAAUGUAAUAAUAUUUCCAAGCAGAAUUAGAAGUUUAAUAGGUCUCUAGCAUGGGAAGCUAUUAAAAGAAUUGGAACAGAAAAUGUUACCAUGGGAGACAGCUUUGAAAAAGUGAUGUGGCAUUCAGUGAUUUGGAUUUGAUGUACUGAGUUGGUUGCUUUAGAACAGGCAUGUCCAACAGGUAGAUUGUGAUCUACCAGUAGAUCACUGGACAUCUGCGGUAGAUCACUGGUUGAUCAUUGGCUCCCCCCAAAGAAGCUGAACAACUGUGGCUCCCCUAAAAAAAGCUCAACCUUUUUGCCUCCUCCCUGAAAAAACUCAACAACUUUGAUCUGAACCCCAAAAAAGGGGGUAGAUCACUGUCAGUUUUUAACUGUUAGUAGAUCGCAGUCUCUUGGGAGUUGGCCACCCCUGCUUUAGAAGGAAAUAGUUUGCACUGAGUAAAGCAACCUUGUGUUAGGCUGCAUCCACACUAGGACUUUACUGUGUAUAUGGGUUGUUGCUCUGUGUGUGCACAAAGGUAUUUUAUCUGUGCAUGCAUGCACAGUUUUAUUGUUACUUUUUUAAUUUCCAGUUUUUUUAUAUACUAGAUCAAAGAGAAAAAUGAUACACCAGGGUAUUUAAACAACCCAAAAUGUAUGGGUGUGGCCUUAACAACGAUGAAAUUGCUCCCCUCAUCUGUUGUUUGUCAUGGGAAGCAUAGGAGCCAUCUCCUAAGGGAUUGUGGGGGCUUCAGCUCCCACAAUAAAAUAUUUGAGGGUGCCGGGCCUCCACAAAGUUGAUGGGCAUUCCCAUUCAAAUGGUGUGUGUGCACUGCAUCUUGUGUUCAAUUAUGUGGGGCGGGGUUUAACUGGGCCCCCACAAUAUUUUAUUCAAGUUGGCACCCUUGCUGGGGAGGAAGUUUCUCUUGGUACUAGUAUUGUGGAACUUAUGAUUAUGUAAUUAGUGUCAAGAUAAACACAAGGCCUUAAUCAUUUUAGCUGUUCCUCCUAUUUUGUUAAUCAGACAAAACUGGAUGGAUUUGGAUUGUGAGUAAUAGUGCUAUAUAUCCUCCCUGUGGCCCUAGUUGAUUUUAUUAUCUUGUGAAUGUUUUUAAAUAGCUGUUUUUAACAGUCUUUUAUUGAUAAUCUUAAGGUUUGUUUUUGUUUUUAGUAAACCGCUUAAAGGUGUUUUGUUUUUUUACAAUCAAGCAGUAUAUACAUUUUGUGAGAUUGUGUGUAUGUGUUUCUGUGUGAGACAGUAGACUAAUUAAUUCAAAAGCUCAAUGGUCAUGUAACUGGUAAUCCUCACCCUCUGCAUCAGAUUCUGUUUUCACUUGACUAAGCAUGCGUUUGUGAUGUUGAUCAUAGCACAAGCGCUUACUCCUGUGCAAGGAAACACUUUAAGACUGACUUUGAGAUGGAUCCACAUCUUUAUAAGAAACGGGGAAUCACCCAUACCCAGGUUGUUCUUAUGACCUCUUAUUACCCAAUUGCAUCCAUGUGUGAGUAAUUGGCCUUGCCCUUCCUCUUCCCUUUAGCUGAUGGAGGUGUGUGGGGCACUGGGAGAAAGGGGCAGUCCAGUUGUGUGAGUGGAAUGCCACUCAAGUGACAUUGGAUUUCACCCUCUAUAUUUAAAAACAAAUCUUGAAUUUUGGAAAUCCCAUUACAGCAAGGAAGCAACUGACAGUGUUUUAGCAAAUAUUUUUUAAUGCUUGUGAUCAGAUCUCAUAGCUUACCAAAUGUGCUCUUUGCUGAUAUCUAAAAUAGUAACACUUGACUUAAACACUAGGUUAAAGUAGUGCUGUUGCUGCAACUGUUGGUUAAAGAGCCCAGAACACUUGGAUAAUGAAAGCGUUGUAUAUAAAUGCUUUCUUUUCCUGCCUAGGUUUUGCUUUUCUCUGGCAGAACAGAGACUAGGACAGUGAAGGGAAAAAAUGGUGUGUAAAUUGAAUGUAAUGUGACAACAUUUCUUUCCUCUGAAGGAGUGCCAAAAGCCCUUAAUGACACAUGGUUGCAUCUAAAUACAAAUAGCUAAAAACAAAUAGCUAAAAUGUAAAGAACAUUGGAGAUGAAAUUAGUUGAAUAUGCACAUGUGCACUGAAGCAUUGCAAUUCUGAUAUUCUGGUGCUUGCAUAACUGACCUCACUUGAACUGGGCUAGACAUUUCUAAAAGAUUUUUAAAAGAACUCUGGCUUUCUGUACAUAUAGAUUCUUACAACUGCUUUUCUUGCAUGGCAGGUGGUGGUGUAUUGCCUGUUUAGAGCUUGAGAUUCUGAAGCACAGUAGAUAUGUAUUUUCUGCAGACAAAAGCAUGUUAGGGGUGACUGAGUAAUGCCUGAUCCUAUCCCUACUAUGGAAUUACAGUGGUUAUCCAUCCCUGACUUACACUUUAGCCAUCAAAAUACAGUGGUACCUCAGGUUACAGACGCUUCAAGUUACAUACGCUUCAGGUUACAGACUCCGCUGACCCAGAAAUAAUACCUCCGGUUAAGAACUUUGCUUCAGGAUGAGAACAGAAAUCAUGCUCUGGCGGCACAGCAGCAACGGGAUGCCCCAUUAGCUAAAGUGGUGCUUCAGGUUAAGAACAGUUUCAGGUUAGGAAUGGACCUCCAGAACGAGUUAAGUACUUAACCCAAGGUACCACUGUAUCAGCAAAACUUCAUUCACUGUGAGAAUGAAGUUACAGGGAACAAGGCAGAGGACCUUCUCAGUAGUGGCACCCACCCUGUGGAAUGCCCUCCCAUCAGAUGUCAAGGAGAUAAAUAACUGUGCAACUUUCAGAAGUCAUCUGAAGACAGACCUGUACAGUAUAGGGACAUUUUUAAUGUUUGAUGUUUUAUUAUGCUUUUAUAUUUGUUGGGAGCUGCCCAGUGUGGUUGGGCCAACCCAGUCAGAUGGGCUGGGUACAAAUUAUAAAAAUUAUCAUCAUCAUCAAUUACUCAGGAGCAGCUGCCACAAAACCCAGUUAUUCCCCAACUGUGAACCAAGGUCACUGCAGAGCUAUGGUGAUUCUUCAUGAAUAGGGAAGUAGUCAUUGGAGUCCACAAGUCACCACCAGCUAUUUAACCCUGUGAUUCCCAUAUGCCUCUCUGACAAUUAUAAGAUAGAUUGUCAAAUGUUCUAUGUGCAGGGCUCACUUGAGACAGCUGAAAAUCACUGAGGCCCACCAGUCACAAAAUAGUGGUUCAAGGACAGAGUCAGUCACAGAAUUUUCCUUUUACAUUUUUUACUCCCUACCCCAACAGGCCUUUCAAAAGUAUUUUUACCUGUCAAUUGCUUUUCUUACUAUUCUUUCACACUCAACUUGUUACCUUAUCCUUGAUUCCUGCUUCUUUUAUAUUAACUUCCUCCUCCUAUAACAUCUUUCUUCUUCUCUCCCCUUAUGUUUACUCCCUGAUGAUAAUGAUGAAUCAAAAUAGCACUGGGUAGGCUGUGGCACUGAUGCCAGAAGUACCACUUUUCUAUCCAUCUUCUGGUCUAAAGAUCCAGCAGAUAAAUUUCCAUUUUCUAGAGAGAAUCUAUAAUCUCAGCAGGUAAAAUGCCUUCUGGAAAACAUAUAUGUUUGUAAGAUGGUAGAUUUUGUUCUGAGUUUUCUUUAAUGUGCCUUCAGGCCUUAAAAUAUUGACACUACCUAUUGAGUUUUCUCAGAAUAAUAUACUCUUCAGACCUUCAUUUCUUUUACUUUGGUUCUUUUGAUGCCUGUUUGUACAACUGCUUUAUUGUGGCUGAAUGUAGGUGAAAUCAUCUUUAAAGAUAUGUUUUUUAAAUCUAUCUGGAAUGGCUCUGCAGCUGUAAUGGUGAUGUCUGCUUAUAUUUGUGAAGCAACUUAUUUUUAACCGUGUCUUCAAAUGAAAGAUUUAUUGCAGCAAGUGUAAUAUAGUAGGGAAAUGAAUGUUCUCGCAUAAGCUGCAUUACUUGAUCACCUGACUACAACCCUUAAUGAAUACUUAUUUCAGGUUCUGUAUCAUUUGGCUGAAUGAUAGUAGGAUCUAUAUCUUAAGGCUGAGGGUAUCAUUUGAAGUUCAUUUGGUAGGUAUUUUCUGUCCUACCUUUAUUUUAACAGUUAGAUGAACUUAGGUUUGAGGGUAUGAGAUACGUUUAACACCAGAGGUGGGCCUAGUACACUGUGUGUGGAUUGGCCCCACCAUGCAACAGGCAAAGGAGAAUGCGAAUGAGCAAAUGCACAUUUGUAUCCUCUUCUGCAGGUGAGUCCAAGGAUCCAAAAAUAAACCUGGAGCUACACACAAGUGAUAAUAAGAUGUGUAUUACUACUACUUACAAAGUAGUAAUAAGUGUCAGCAGGUGAAGCUUUCCUCAUAAUUUUAUUUCCAUAGAAAAAGCUUAACAGUAUGAUUUUCUGCACUGCUCUAGCACGCUAAACCUUGGAAAGAACUCACACUUCCGGUUAUGUUACUCUAGAUCAGGGAUGGGGAAUCUUUGGCCUUCCAGAUGCCGCUGAACUACAACUCCCAUCAGCCCCAGCAAGAGAGGCCAGUGGUUAGGGAUGAUGAGAAUUGUAAUUUAGCAACAUUUGGAGGAUCGGGCCACAUGUGUUCACACCUCCUGCUGAACUUUUGUCAGUUAAACGUAGGCUAACAAUACUGCAUUGAGGGCAAGAGCAGACAUUGUAUUGCCGAUCACUCUCAGCUCUGUCCCCCAAAGUUAGUACAGCAGCAGUGGGCUACUUUUCAGGGCUGAUGUAACCCACACUUUCUCAAUCACAAUGCAUCCCCACUUGCCCUUAGAAUAUGGAUAGGUUAAUGAUGGGUUUUAUUUGUAUUUGUAUUACCGGGUUAAAAUAUCUUUUGCAUAAAAUUAACCCUGUGUCACAAAGAUCAUGACUUGUGCUUUUGAGUGGGCAUCCUACAGCCCAUUCACAGCUACACUAUGCUCCUGGAUCUCUCCUGUUAAUUUUGGGGGGCAACAGUUUUUUUCCUGCCAGUGAAGACAAAAAAGCAGCUUUCGAGUGAAUUGGGCAGUCCCUUAAAAUGCACCAGGUCUGCCCUUUUCCAUUGUCUGAAUUUUAGAGAGAGAAAAUUCUAGAGUGACACAUGUGCCAAGGAAGACAAAAAAUGCUUCAAAAUGAAGCCCUUCCCUGUUGAAUGGAGUGAAUCCCAGCUCAUGAAUCACUUUGAAACCAUUUUUCAGUUUUUUACCGUAUAUAAUUAUCUAAAUUUCUCACUAGUAUUUGCCAGUUACCUCUCUGUGUUUAGUCACUGUAUAAGAACGCUGAAAGUUGGGAGCAGGCUGAACCUUAGAACACAGUUGUUUGGAAUGCUUUCUGCCCAUUUUGCUUUGUAACUUUUUGUUCUGAAGGUGGCUAGAUCUAAUUUUAGAAAACCCCAAAAUCUCAGAAUCUGAACCUCCACACAUCACCAGUCUACAACACUGUCCCCAACUAAAAUAAGCUACUGGUUGCAGUGAAGAAGAAAGCUUUUAUAAUGACAUUAUUUCUAACCCUCUGCCAAAUCUGAAAGCACAAUGGUGCUGCACAAUGUACUUUUGUUUAAGUAAAUAGAUUUUAAAAAAUGAAGCUAUCCAUUGUAAUGAUGAGAGGUGUAAAAUCAAGAAUCAGAAUCUUUAUUUGUACAGAACAUUUUCUAUGCCAUGAUAUAUGGCUGUGUGUUAGGAGAAGUGAUGGCAUUGAAAUUCUUGCCUGUAGUCUUUCGUAUAUCUUGCCCAUGAUGCUUAGUAGUAUGAAUUAAAUACCCAGAAAUGUUAUUCUCUGCGUUGGUAUAUUUAGAGAUUCUGUAAGUGUGAGAUCUGUAUUCAGAUACAUGCAAAGCCAGAUAGAUGCCUAAUAAUAAUAAUAAUAAUAAUAAUAAUAAUAAUUUAUACCCCACCCAUCUGGCUGGGUUUCCCCAGCCACUUUGGGCAGCUUACAGCACAUAAAAAAUUGUAAAACAUUAGACAUUAAAAGUUUCCUGAUACAGGGUUAUGGAAUGAAUCUGACAGUCAAUCGGAACAUACACCAAAAAUGUAUGAGAGCAGAUGUUUAAGAGCAAGCAGUUAACAUUAAUGUGAAAUUACACCGUAUUUUAAGAUGGACAUGCAAUGUAUGCAUGUAGAAAACGUGGAAAGAGGUCCAAGUCACAGCACUACAGCAUCUGCGCUGCACCUUGAAUCAUGCAUGUGGUACCAGUCUACAAUUACUGUUGAGCAUGCAGUGCACAGAAGAGAUAAUUCUUGGAGCACUACAUGAACUACUUUUGAAAGCUCAGUACAGAGCUAACUUGUCCACAGCUAGAUAGCAGCACAGAUCUGCAAGGUUCAGGCUAAGAUUCUUUGGAAGAAUGCCACGCCCAAAGUGAUUUCUAUGAGUUGUUUUACCUUGUUCUACCAUAUCUUGUUGUUUUUUUAAAAAAAAUAAUAUUUAUUGAAUUUUAAAGAGUUACAAAAAUAAAAAAAUAAAAAACAGCAUAUUAAAGAAAUACAAAACAUCACAUCACAAUAAGAAAAAAGAAAAAAGAAAAAAAAUACAAUGAAUCCUCCCAUAACUUAUCUUUCAUUUACUUAUUUCCUUGACCUCCUCACACCUCCCUUUUUUGUACCAUAUCUUGAAGUAUGCUAAGAACGCUGAAAUUAAUAUGUGUGUGCCCCCUAUGACAUUUGACAAUCCUUACACUAUAAAUCUCUUGCUUUGACAGAUCUCAGUUGGUCUGUUUUCUUAUCUGUGCAGGGCUGACUUUUCACUAUGUAAGAGUAACUUUAGUUGCUGAGCAUUGUGUUAUAAAUAGUUGACUGCAAACUAAAAACAUAAAGAGCAGGAUUUAGAUGAUCUUUUCUUCUCACCCUGCCAUGGCAAGAGCCAGUUAGGCCCCGGUGACCAAGAUUAUUGGGCACAUGAUACUGGAGAAGGAUGAUCCCUGAUCCUCCGGCUGCUCUAAACAUGAGUGAAAGCUUGCUUUCAACCACCUGGCAGGCAAAGAGGCAGCAGAAGAUGGCACACAGCCUCUUGCUAGCUGUGAGCUGAAGAAAAUUGUAUUGUCUCCAACCUCAGUUUUUUUUUUAAAGACAGAGCAUGGGGUUGGGGAGAAGACCCUACCUUUUGGAGAACUGGCAGGUCCUGGUGACAGCAGACCUUUUUACUUGGCACUCAUUGUCACCCCAAAUUUGUUGACCUGUGGAAACCAGAAGUGCAGGAGGAUGUUGAAAGCAAUUUAUCCCACAGAAUCUUAAAUACCCUUUUAGAACUUAAACCUGUUAAUCUAUCAAGAUUUUAAAUAUGCAAGGUAACUUUUAAAAAGUUGCAACAUCUUCCUGAAGAGCAACAACAACAACAUGACCUACAGUGGUACCUUGGUUUAUGAACUUACAGUAUUUUUCUGUCUAUAAGACGCUCCCAUGUAUAAGACGCCCCUAUUUUUGGGGUCUCAGAUUUAAGAACAUGGGGGGAGAUGGCCCAGAGUAUAAGACGCCCCCUAAUUUUUGACAUUUUUACAUUUAGGAAAAAACCCUAAUCUUAUACACGAAAAAAUACUGUAAUGCGUUCCUGAAGUCCGUUCUUAAACCGAGGUGUGCUUUCCCACCGCUGGUGCCCUGCUUCCGUUUGUAGACCAAGGUAAAGUUCGCAAACCGGAACACUACUUAUGGUUUUGUGGAGUUUGUAAACCAAAUAUUUCGUAAACAGGACUGUUUGUAAACCGAGGUACCACUGUACUUAAGCAGAGAUUGAGCUUUGGUAAAAUUGGUUUUUGCUGCUUGGAUUAUGGCCCUAAAUUUGAGGCAGAGUUCCUUUCUAAAAUGUUAGAAGAUACUGCUUUAAGGUGGGUGGGGAAUUAAACCACUGCUUAUUUGUAGGGCUAUGCAAAGUGAUAUGAGAUAGCAACAUGAUAGGAGCUUGGAGACAUUUUUUGGGAUGACUUGACUACCUAGAAACUGGGAAGAUAGUCAGCUCACUUUUUAACAUGAAGCUGUCACAAAAAGUAAUAAUUGCCAUCAGGUCCACUCUACUGACAUUUUGAACUUAAAAUGUUCAGUAGGCAUACUCUUUGGUGUCAAAACCAUUUGAAAGCUUCAUGGAAGAUUAGUGCAGUGAUACAUCUACUGUUGCCCACUUGACCUUAUCGAAUAUAUUUGGAAGUACAUAAAGAAUAUGAACUCAGGAUAUUUCUUGGCUAACUGACCUGGAUACUUGAUAUUUUGCUUACUCUGCUAUGCUGGUGAUUCAAGGGGGAGGUGAAGAACAGCAUUUGGAUUGAUUCUAAAAAUGACUGACCCCCCCCCCCCCCAAAAACCCCUUGAUUAAUUUGUACUUCUGUUACAGAGAUUAUGUGUUGGUAAGCUUUCCUUCCUCUGCAUGGAAGGUAAGAGAAUGGUGGAGGAGGGGCAGAGCAAUCCAUCCUUCUUCCAUGAGCCUGCUGGUCCCCUAUAACUAUCAGUUCUGCUAAAGCAAGGUAGUUUUGUAAAUCUCUGGGUUCUCCCAAGCACACUGAGAACCUCUUAUUUUUCAAUGUCCCCAUCUUCGAUCCAGUUCUUUAGGCACUUGCCACCUCCGUUUGCUAUUGGAUGGAGUAAUGCACAGUAAGUUCUGCAUUAGAAGGAGUGAUGCAUCAAAUGCAUUAAGAAUGGAAGGAAGCAAAAUUCAGCUGGUAAUAAUGAUGCAAUUUGUAAAACACCAUCCUAGGAGGUUGGGAGACCAACUGCCUGGUUGGUGCAGAGACAACCAUAUAUCAGUGUUUGAGGACGGGACAUAGAUUGUACUCCCCCUCUGAAGUUCCAGUGUUAGGAAGACACUCCUAGGAUUGUCUGAUUGGCCAAAACCUACCAGACCCAUUGACAUGGUGAGGAGCAUUUUUUUUUUUAAGUCUUCCUUAUGCAGCUCAUAACUUAUUGGAGCUGUAUACAUGAGUUAUCCUCUAAUUUUACUGGUAGGCUUGCUUUAAAGCAGAUCUAAACAUAAGGAUGUGUUAUAAGAAUUUGAAAACUGCUUAAGAACUCUUAAGUUUGGUACAGGUAUAUACUUCCUGUUCCUUAGCUGACUUAUUGUCAAUCAGGAUUGAUACCUAAACCAGAUGUGAAACAGUGAUAAGCAACUUGCAGUAUAUGUACACUUAUACAGCAUGUGUGUGUCCUGUAUAACUUGAAUGUUUGUCAUCUUACCUUAACAAUGCACUUGGUUCAACUAAAAAGGUAUAUUUAAACAAUAUUUAUCAUAGCCUGAUAUAGGAUGCUAUAUCAGAAGUAUGAAAAAGGAGUACAUACCUUACUGAGAAAUUUAUUUUGGGGGCAGAUAUUUUGUUUUUUACACGUUCCUUAAACUUCAAAUAGUGCUUGCUCCAGUUCUUUAAGUGACAUAAAAUCUGCUGAGUAAACUUAGAUUAAUUUUUUUAUGUGUGCCAACUGUAAUUCUGAAUGGAAUAAAAGUUUUCUUCAGAAAGGCUGUUGUUAAGAUUCCUAUGCUAGGUACUGGUUAUGAAAGGUGGACAUCAGAUUUAUUGAUUCUUUCUUUACCAGUUGCAAGUUCUUGUGACUUCCAAAUGCCUUACUGUGAUCAAAAAGCCAGGGUCCUGUAGUUGGCAUAGUUUCUUUAGCCAUCACCUGUUUUGUACUGCUGGAUGCAAAAACUGUUGUCUCUCAUCUAUAUACAGUAAAAUUAAUCAGACCACAUUUCUGCUUUUGAGUUAUGGUUGAAAUGGUUUGCUAACUGCCUCAUGGCUGCGUAUGUCAAUGCUAUCUUUCUUCCACAUCACAGGUAGGAAAUUGCUCUAAAAUAGAGUAUUGAUCAAUGUUUUUUUUAUAAGAAGACUGGAGCCAACUAUUCUCAAGGGAACACAUGAACAGAACAGCGUUACUCUGAAACAAGUAGUUAGCCUGCCUAUAUGCUAUCUUCAUGAUUUUUAUAAACCAGUACGUAUCUCCUAGGCAUCAACUUCAUUUGCAUGUAUCUCUAUAUCUUUUCAGACAUAGUUUUCUGUGUGGGUGGGUGCGUGCGUGCAUGCAUGCACACACAGAGGGGAGAAAGAACAGAAAAAUGAUAAAUGAACUUGACCAAGUAUUUGAACACUAACUGAAAUAAGUGUAGCUUCUAGCUUUUGAAUUUUACAAUUCUUGCUGACGUUCUCGCUGCCUCUGGCCAGAAUACCAAAGUGGCAGCACCUGAGUGACACAACCAGAGGAAUCUGUUUUCCAGGAGUUGCAUAAGUAUGCAGGGUUCCUCUUUCCCCCCUCUCUGCAGGGUUCAGUGGCAUUAGCCAGUUGGAGGAAUGGGGGUGCAGGUGGGAAAAUCGUAUAGGCAGCUUGCCUGUAAUUCUUCUGUGGUAACUUUAUUUUGAAAAGUUAUAAGGCAUUAUUCUGCUAAUCUCAGCAUUAGGAUUUUCAAGAUCGUUCCAAAGCCACAAGUGUCUUUGACAUUCUCACAGCAGCCUGCAUUUCCACUUUGUGUUUUGGGAAAAAGCAUUUUACCACCCACAAGCUGUGUUUCACCUACUGGACAUCAUAUUUGGUUACAUUUUGAAGAGGCUAUGACUAGCUUGGGAUAAGGAUGUGCGUUGUAGGAAAUACAGUACAGCUUCUUUGUGUGCUACUUGCAUUCUAAAAUAACUUAUCUGCUCUGCAGGGUGCUGCCUUUCCAGCUUUUCCAGCAUGCAGUAGUGCAACACUUCACAAAUUUUGGGGGAUCUGGGGCUCAACUACAAUUUCAGAGCCACUCAAUAUUUCACAAUAUAUAUUCCAUUUUCUCCUUUCUUAUCUUGUCUGUUCUUUUGCGCCCCCAUUUCUCCAUUUAUAAAUAAAAUAAAAUACAGACCCAAAUCGAAAAAAUAGUGAUAACAGUGGUGAACCAUCUUCUUGGCUGGGCUGCUACCCAGGUGUAGUUCACAAACUGCACUAUUCUACCUCAUAUGAUAGAAAUAAAUUCAAGCUGCCUAUCAGUUGUUUUCCCAGAUGUUGUUUAGGGCAGCUGUGUAUCUACUGUAUGGAUGAUCAGUAUGAUUUGUAUUCUGUGGGACCAACAUGGCAUAAUAUGUCAAAUUGCUUUGUUCGUCCUUGUAUCCUCCUCUUGGAAUAAUUUUAACUGCAACAAUUAGAAUGUCAUAUUAAGGAGCUGGGAUUUGGACAUUUUAAAAUUUAAGCAGUUUAGAAACUUGUCCAGUUGUGAGUAAUUCAAUACAUGGCACAGAGAACUAGAAUAGGCCAAAUUAUAAAUCUAUACUGUAUGUGCAGUUUGAUGCUUUCCUUUCUACCUUGGUCUCUACUCAAACUGAGGGAUAGCUCGCUCAGUAGAAUAUGAGACUCUUAUUCCCAGGGUCGUGGGUUCGAGCCCCACAUAGGGUGAAAGAUUCCUGCACUGCAGCAAGUUGGGCUAGAAUGAUCCUCGUGGUCCCUUCCAACUCUACACUUCUAUGAUUCUAUCAAAAUAAAUGUUAAAUGCUCACUUUGUUCUGUUGUACUCAUAUGUCCAUUCACCACUUAAGAAGUAGCUUGCUAACUUCUGGUUACUUAACUUCUGGCUACAUCUGUGUCUCUCCCUCCUCCCCAACAUAUCAAUUGCAUGUGGUGUGUGCCAGUGUUACAUUAAGGAUCCCACAAAUCUGGAAGGAGAAUGCACAGUGUACAAGAUAUAAUGAACAUUAGUUAUCAGAGCAGCUAGUGCCAAGACUAAAUUGAAAUGCAGCAAGGACACUGGCCUCAACACACCCUUAUUUUGAUAUUUUGGUUCUAGUAGGUAAGAGUUUUCCUAUGCAGAUCAUCUGAAUGGCAACUUAUUCUGUCCACAGUAGUUAGUUAAAUGUUUAUCGUCAACACAAAUAUGGCAGUGAGCAAAAUAUGGGAAUAAAGCACCAACAUGGUAUGUUUGCACUGGAAAUCAAUAUCUGCCUGUAAAAUAUCCCCCAUCUCCCAAUAUUUAUAUACAUGGAAACAUCCACAAGUUUUGAUGUUGGAAAGAGUUUGAUUCUAACUUGUUCAUUCACGUAAAGGAAAAAGUGAUUCCUGCCUAUUCUUCCAUCUCCAGGCCCCCUACAUCAUAUUCUGCACCAUUCCCAAGGGUCUCCUAAACAGGAGCAAUCUUUCAUUUUCAGGUGGUGUAGGGAGCUGCAGAAGAUGGGAAAUCCUUGUUCCAUGUAUGUGGACUUUGUUUCAUUCAUGGGAGGAAAAUUAGGAUUCAAGCCUAAAUGCAAGAAUCUGAAUUAGAGAUCCCUGUGUAAGAGUGCUUUGCCAUAUGCUGCUUCAAUUACUUCUUGCUGAUCAAAAUUUGUAUAUGGGAUAGUUGUGUGCCUUCCAAUUUUUGAUGCUUUUAUGAAACAUUUUUGAAGUUUAACCCUUCUCUGCGAUUUGAAUUCUCUUUUCCUGCUCUAGUAUUUGUUAAUGCUAAAAAUAAUAAAUUAUAGUGUGGACUCCAAUGAAGUCUGUGCAGAAGUGCUCACAUAAUGGGGCCUGCUUCCUCUCCAGUCUCCCCCCAUGUGCCUAUAAAAUCUGCUCUGAGGGACCCACAGCAGCUGAUUUAGGUAGGAGAAGGGGAAGUCCUACUGCUUUAGAAGCAGUCUUAUCAUGUAACCUUGGUUUUUUUCUGUAAAAACUGAAAAUUAAAAAAAUAAUAAUUAAAGAAUGAAAGGUAUCUUAUUUAUUUUUGGCAGAAAAGCCUUUCAGUGAAGCUUAAUCCACUGUUGCAAACCUAUCCCUGAAUAGCUUUGAGCAUGUGGAAAGUUCAGCUUGCAAAUAUUCAAGAGUUUUCACUGACUGUGGCAAAUUCCCAGCAAGUUCUUUGUCUGCAGAGACAGAAUAGGGGCAUGGCUGUGUAAGCUGAAGUUUAGCAGAAUGUGCAGGUGCACAGAAGUCACCACAUUUUUCUACUCCUUCUUUGUUGCCUAUUAGUAAUGCUGAGACCAACCAUAACUAGGGGCAUAUUAUUACAGUGUUGGACUUAAAAUAAUCUCAGUAAGUCACAUUCUCUUGAUGUGUAUGUUUCUUUUCUAAGUUUUGUCUUUUUCUCCCCCAAGCUGCUGUUUGACAGAGGAGCCCCACCAGCCAGUCAUGUUUAAGGAUAAGUGGUGGAGGUAAGUACCUUUUCCUCCCUAUAUUUAAGUAGUGUCUUGGCAUCUGAGUUGCACUAGCUAUGUUAAGUCUCACCUGAGAGGAUGCUAGAAUAGUUCUGUAAUGUUUGCAAAUACGUAUGUCCACUGACUGUAUAUAUGGUGUUUUGCAGCUUGUUUCAUCUUCUGCAUUAGGUAGCACUUUUGCUGUUUUUCCCCCUAAAACCGGUAGUACAUGAGUUCCAGUGACAGUUGUCCAUGUAAUAAACUUGGAGACUUGGCCAUUGCCAUAGUAGAAUAUUUCAAAGCAAUUUAGUGAACAUACAGAAAUAUUUUUUAUGGAAAAUUUCAAGGGUAAGGGGCAAACCAGCAAAUGUUUGGGAGCAUGAGAAAAGUUCUGACCACACACAGUAGAAAGAAAUAGGAAAAAAUUGGCUUUAGUUGCCACUUGGUUCAUUAACCACAAAUGCAGUAUAUUUUCUGACAACAUGUAGUGACUCUUGAAAUAGCUGCAUAGUGAGAUCCCCAUAGGCAAAGCAUUGAAUGACAAGGGCUGUUGGAUUAGCUGCAGAAUCUAUGCAGUCUUCUCUAGCAGGAUGGAAUUUCACAAAACUCUAAUCUGUGGUACUACAGGGAGGUCUUUAGCUACAGUAUAACAGUCAGUCACACCAUGCAUAUAUGAUUACCACCAAGUCAAUAAAAUAUUCAUCUAGGUUAUCUUUGGCCUAUCUGUAGUCCAUUCUCAUUAGCAAAUGUUUAUCAGAUCAAAACAUUUCCCCAGAAUCAUGGGGGACAAAAUCUGCCUGUUUUUAAAAAAUGAGAUUUUGAGGAGUCUGUUCAGCCUGAAGUAAUGUGACUCAACAGGGUUUUGAACUUUUUUUGUUAUUACUAAAAAUUCUACCUCUGGCAUUCUCCAUAGAUAAUGCAGUUCCCCUGGGUAGCUUGAUGGCUAAUUCCACAAAUUGGAGUGAGCCUGUAGAGAGUGUUUACGAUGGUAUGCCAUAGGAAUAGGUCUGUAAUCCCAUUCUUUGAAUGUUUCAGGUGUAUGAUAUAGUUUAACCUUAAUGCAUGUGUGUGAUCCACUUUAAUUGCAACAAAUCUGAGUUUCUGUGCAGUUACUCAUCCUAUUGUAUCCACCUUAUAAUGGAUUGGGGGCUUGCGGGGGUACUAGGCGUAUCUAGCUUGGAGUUGUGAAUUUUAUAGAAAAUCUUCCUUUUAAGAAUUGGAGGUCAUUUCUAUCCAAAUAAAUGGAAUGAAAUUCUGUAUCUGGAAUCAUUUUUCUUUCUCUGUAUCACAUGACUGUGGUCACAUUCAGAUUAUCAAAUAUUGGCUUUAUAAGGCAAGAUAUGCAUGAGCUUCACUCACAGCUGCUUUGCUCCUCCCUUUGGAUAAGCAGCGAAACAAGUCAGGAAGCUGCAGCUAACCAUGACAUCCUGUUGUAUGUUGUAUAUGAGAACUAGUUGUUUAUUAGAUUUAUAUAACAGCCCGUCAGUAAAUAUUCCCAUGGUGGCUUUCAACAAUUUGGUUCCAGGAUACCCCAAGGAUCACCCUGAACCCUUAUAUUCUAGUUACAGGUAGGUAGCCGUGUUGGUCUGCCAUAGUCGAAACAAAAUAAAAAAAUUCCUUCCAGUAGCACCUUAGAGACCAACUAAGUUUGUUAUUGGUAUGAGCUUUUGUGUGCAUGCACCUGUGGAACACCCUGUCAAUAGAGAGGUACAGUGGGCUCCUUCUGUGCCAACUUUUAAACACAUGCUUAAAACUUUUCUAUUCCACCAGGCCUAUGCAGGCAAUUAAGAGUAUAUUCCCCACAAUGGUCUGUUGAUGUUGGUUUUUAACUUUUUAUGCUUUUAUUGUGUGGUUUUAUGUUUUUAUAAUGUUGUAAACCACUGUGAUAUAUUUUCAUGACACAGUUGUAUAUAAAUGUUUUUAUAAAUAAAUAAAAACAUCAAACACAAUUUACAGUAAUAGGUAAUAUCCAAUAAUAAUACUGCACAAAGCUUCAUUGUGCAGAGGCAGAGAAUAAUUUACUGUACAGCCUCAAUUUAAAAUGCACUGAAAAAAGAUAAAGAAGGUGUCAGGCGUGGCUCUCUGUGAAGUCUGUUUCAUAGCUGGUAUGCCACUACUAAAAAACCACAUCUCCUUAGUUACCCUCUGCCUCAUUUCAUUGGUGGAGGCACCUAGGGAAGGGUUUCUGAAGAGAAUUUUAAGGUGCAGGUAGGCAUACAAAGGAGGACGUGAUCUUUUCAAGUAACCUGUUCUUAGGACUUUGCAGGUUAAAACGGGAGCUUUAAAUUGGGUCAGGAAAUAUACUGGAAGCAAAUAAUGGUUAAUGCCAAACAAGCCAGGAUGCAAAAGCCGACUUCAAACUAUGGUUUCAUAUCCUGACUUGUUUGGAUGCCAAUACCCAUAUUUUCCAGUUUGGACGUCCCAUUAAAUACUUUCUGGCCUGUUUGCUUACUCACCUGAAAGGAGGAAUGGUGCUGUUGCAUGUGGAUUCCUGACACUUGUGCAUAACUUCUUAUUAUGCCAUAAUUUGUCUUUUGUCCGUGGAGAAAUAAGAUUAUUGUGAUUUAAACUGUUACCAUAGAAAAGCAUAUAAAGCAGGCCAUAAGAACUGCUGCCUUAUUCCUAGCUAUAUACGUCACAGAAAUAUACUACUACACAUCAAUAGGAUAGUAUAUAUUUAUAUAAACUAAUGGUGGGAAUUAAUAUUGGAGGCAUUUGUUGUAUCUUUAAGUUUUCAAAUGUGUACGAUGCCCCUGCUUAUUUUUUGUUGGGUAAAAUAGUGGUAGCCCAAUUUUCAGUCUAUUAACAGAACUUGCAACAUGUUACAUCACAAUGGUAGAAUUUGGGAUGGCUUUAUUUCCAGUAGGUCACUAUAUUGUGCAGUGUCUGAGAAGGGUAGCAAAGGUGCUAGAGUUUUUGUAAAGACAAUAUUUGCUUGCUUUUGCAGGAUAUCUCAAUUGGUAGAGCAUUAAACUCUUAAUCCCAGGGUCAUGGGUUCAAGUAUUAGAACUGGCAAAACAGACUUCCAAACCGGAUCCAAGAUGUGUCCUGAUCAUCAUAAUGGCUCUUAAUAUGUUCUCUUGGAUGUUUUCUCCAGUCUAAACAUCAUAUAUCUCUAUCAACUUCUUUCAAAAUUCAUGCAGGAUCUGCCAAGACUGAGCUUCAUUUGUAUGGUCCAUUUUAUCAUCUUACACAGCUUAUGCAUGUGAUUCGCACUUAAUCACAACAAGCGUAUUACAAGGCUGUUCAGUUAUUGUUAACUUUAUUAAUGCUCCCUUUCUUAAUAUUCAAGUUGCUUUGAGUUCACUUGCUUACUUCCUCAGCUACCUGCCUGUAGUGUGACAUAAUUAUAGCUGUUUGCCUUUUCCACUUACCCAAAGCAAUAUACCUGAAGGAGCAGGUUGUGUUAUUUAAUAUUUUGUUGGAAGCUGCCCAGAGUGGCUGGGGAAACCCAGCCAGAUGGGCGGGGUAUAAAUAAUAAAUUAUUAUUAUGUGUUCCUGUGAGUCUGAACAAGACCCACUUUUAAUGCUGCUGCCAUUCUGCUGCCCACGUCUACAACAACCAGUCAUUUUAGACAUUUGAGAUUCCUGAGAGAGCCUUUGCUAAUGGCCUUUGGUACCUACAAAAUAUUUUAGCGCUGGCAAUGUGGAAUCUGGUCCCUGCUUCUGGUCCUUGCCUGAAAGAAGUUAUUUUGCUUUUUUCCAUAUUUUUAGUUUGUAAUAACAUAAAAUUUAUUAGAAAUAUAGAGCAAUGUGUUGAGUUACAUUGCCUUUCCUUAAUACCAUGGUGAUAAGCUGCCAAAUCCAGCCUCAUGUAGCACAACGCAUAUUAAAAUUGGGGUAUGCUUGUUACGGCUCUGACAAAAUCUUCCUUGCCUUCCAGUAUACCAGUUCUGCUGGUAGGGAGGUAUAGUUUCUAUAUUUAAUAUAGCAUUUGGUUUGCAGUUUGGUUUUGGAAUAUUUUUUCAUAAGCUUUGUGUUCCACCUGCAGUGGAAAUGCACUUAAUCCCCAUGGUAAAAAAAAAUGCUUGAAAAGUUUAGGAUUGAGAAGAGAGUAAACUAGCUGCAUGUUUUUUCAAUGUGAAUAACCUUAAUCUGUGCAUGAUGUGUAACCCUAGUUUUUUUGUUUUAACAGUAGAUAAGCAUGAGACCACCGUGGCACAGCUGCAUGUGUAUUCACUCUUGAAGCAAUUGCACACUUUAUUGGCUGACAAUCUUGGCAUUUUUAAGCAAAAACAAAUUUUAAGGGCACAGAACAUCUGUGUCUGACUUGUCAAAUAAACUUGCUUGGUGUCAUCUGAUGGAGCCUUCUGGUAGUGAACAACUCUAUGAUGAUCCUGACCUUGGAGGAAAGUCUCAAGAUCCAGAGACCAAAAGGCAACAUGAAUCGGAGCAAAAGCUAUCCAAAAUUACCCACAAUGCCUUGGAGAAUAUUAAUGUGAUUGGUCAAGGGUUGAAGCAUCUCUUCCAGCAUCAACGUAGGAGGUCCUCAGUGUCUCCCCAUGAUGUUCAGCAAGCUCAGGUUGAUUUGGAGCUUGAAACGGAAUUGGAAAAUCAAAGCACAUGUGCUGAAAUUGAUGGUGUCUCUACCCACCCCACAGCUCUGAACAGAGUUCUCCAACAAAUCAGAGUGCCACCUAA